This is a messenger RNA of Selaginella moellendorffii, 2551 nucleotides long. Its product is annotated as pentatricopeptide repeat-containing protein At1g12620. The record is from RefSeq and is a predicted model, not a curated record. The transcript has a single exon. The coding region runs from base 1 to 2403 and encodes 800 amino acids. Gene Ontology annotation, molecular function: protein binding. Lineage: Eukaryota; Viridiplantae; Streptophyta; Lycopodiopsida; Selaginellales; Selaginellaceae.
AUGCGCCCCAAUGCCGCCGAGGGAUUCAGGAGUUCCGGCGCUUGCAGCUCCUGCAGGAGGGUCCGAGGCCGUGCGGCUUCCUCUUUGAUCGACAAUAGCGACGGCGAUGGAGCAUCCAAGAAAUCCGAGGUUCGUAUCCAAAUUCCCGGUAGAAGCUCGCGCCUGGGCGGAUUCAGCCGCAAUGGGGCAAUCUAUUCUUCCCAGAAAAAGCAGCAGCAGGAGCAGCAGCAGCGCGGAUUCUUGGAACUGGAGGUCGUGGUGAAGAAAUGGGAUGGGAAAUCUAGCUGCAGGGAGACCGUGGGAGCCGUGAUUAAGCACUUGAGGGAUGGAGGAGAGGCGCUUACCUUCUUCAGGUGGCUCCAGGCCAGGAACUUCAAGCACGACGUCUUCACUUACAAUUGCCUGCUGGAUAAGCUCAUCCGGCACCGCGAUUUGAAGCAAGCCGGCCAGGUUUUCGAGAAGAUGGUCGCGCAGGGCGUGGCUCCGAAUGGAUUCACGUACGCUGUUCUCGUGCAAUCGUCGUGCUACGAGAGGAACUCCGACGAAGCCGUGAGGUUUUUCGGUGAGAUGGUGGACAAGGGGUUCAAGCCGAGCUCCACGCUCUACCAGAAGGUGACCGAGUGUCUCAAAGCCACGGGGAAAGAGGGAGAAUUUUCCAGAGUUUUUGGAAGAGAUUUGGAGAAGCGAGUUGCGGUGGAGAUGAUGCUCAAGAAGGCAUUGCUCGUCAACUUUGUGAUCCAGGACAAAGCUAUCGAGGCUUCAAAGCUGUUUAGAGACAUGGUGAAGAGCGGGUGUAAGCCCGACGCGACGAUCUAUAGCUACAUGGUGCUGGUUCACUGCAAGCUGGAGAAUCUCGACGAGGCCUUCAAGCUCUUUCUCGAGAUGGCGGUGGAGUCGAAAGCUCCUCUCAACAACGUUGCCUGGACUGCUUUCCUCGGCGGCCUUUGCAAGUCGGGAAAGAUCGAGCAAGCUUUCGAGGCAUGUCGGACGAUGCAAGAGAGCUUGAGCUCAUCGCAGCCCGUCUACGACAUGCUCAUCCGGCUGCUGAUCGAGAGCGGCCGUAUCGACAAGGCCGAAGAGGCUUGCCUAGAGAUAGCUGGAAGGAACAUCCAGCCGAGCUCGGGGACAUGUCACAGCGUGAUCCAGGAGCUCUGCAAAGCCGGGAGAGUGGACAGCGCUCUGAGCCUCUUGGAAACGAUGAUCAAGCGUGGCUACUGCCCGGACAUGGCGACUCACUCGAUGCUCAUCAACGAGCUUUGCAAGGCGGACAAGAUCCAAGAGGCACAGGAGUUCUUGCAAGGCAUGAACAGGACGAUCAGCACCCGUGCUAGCAGCUGCUUCUCCUACAACUCGCUCCUCAACAGCCUCUGCAAAGCCAAGAAAGUCCACCAGGCUUUCGCCAUCUUCAGCACAAUGGUGAGCGAGAGGAGCGUCGUCCCGGACGUGGUGAGCUACAGCAUCCUCAUCGAUGGCUUCUGCAAGAUCGACGAGCUCGGCCGCGCCGAGAAGCUCUACAAGCAGAUGAUCGACCUCAACUGCGUUCCAAACGUGACGACUUACAACGCCUUCCUCAAUGGUCUGAUGAGGAAGGGCCGCAUCGCUGACGCUCAGGGGGUCUACGAGGAGAUGAUAUCGGCUGGCUGCUCGCCGGACGUGAUCACGUACAGCACUCUCAUCCACGGCUUCAGCCUGGCCAGGAAACACGACCAAGCCCACGAGCUGUUCGAGGCGAUGAUCAGCCGGGGUUGCCGUCCCAACGCCGUGACUUACAACUGCCUUCUCCACGGCCUGUGCAAGGAGUCCAAGCCCGACGAAGCUCACGAGCUCUUCCGGAAGAUGGUGGAGCGGGGCUGCGAUCCAGACAAGGUGACUUACACGACGCUGCUCUACGGCUUCUGCAACGUUGGGAAGAUCGAGCAAGCGGUGGAGGUGUUUGACGAGAUGGUGAGCAAGGGCCACGAUCCGGACGUGGUGGCUUACAACUGCCUGCUCAAGGGGUUCUUCCGAGCAGGGAAGCCGGGCGAGGCCAGGCAGCUGUUCCAGGUGAUGGUCUCGCGGGAAUGCAAGCCAGACACGGUGUCUCACAACAUCAUGAUCGAUGGCUUGUCCAAAGCCAAGCGCCUGGACGACGCGGUGGAGGUUUUCGAGAGGAUGGAGCAGGAUCACGGGUGUUCUCCGGAUCUGGUGACUUACAACAGUCUCAUCUUUGGGCUCUGCGGCGAGCAGCGAUUGAGCGAAGCCAUGAAAGUCUUCAAGGAGAUUGACAGGCUCAAGUUGUCCCCGGAUCCUCACGCUUUCAACGUUUUGCUGGAAGCCAUGUACGCAGCUGGCCAUAAGCCAUUUUCUUCUUCUUCGCCCUCUCCCACGGAACACCAUGUAACAUUUGUAGAAAAUGAGGAAUAGUAUACCAAUUCGAGAUCAGAUUCAAAGAUCCUCCCGCUUUCAACGUAUUGAUGGAAGCCAUGCACGCAGCUGGCCAUGAACCAGUUUCCUCUUCGUCUUUUUCAUCUUCUUCGGUGGAAGAAAAAUGUGGAAUAAUAUACGAAUUCGA